Messenger RNA from Colletotrichum acutatum, 5781 nucleotides. Its product is annotated as PH domain-containing protein. The record is from RefSeq and is a predicted model, not a curated record. The transcript is spliced from 3 exons. Gene Ontology annotation, biological process: microtubule cytoskeleton organization; maintenance of protein location in cell cortex. Gene Ontology annotation, molecular function: tubulin binding; phospholipid binding. Gene Ontology annotation, cellular component: mitochondrion; cell cortex. The coding region runs from base 1 to 5781 and encodes 1926 amino acids. NCBI's taxonomy places the organism in Eukaryota, Fungi, Ascomycota, Sordariomycetes, Glomerellales, Glomerellaceae.
AUGGCUACCUCACUCGCCGCCGAUAAACCCCAUCUGCCGCCCGUUGAAGCGGAUAUGAACGACCCUUUCGUAUCCCCGCCUGGCCCAGCCCACAAUCGCUACUCUACCUACGAUAGUCAAUCCUUCAGCUCAUCGCCAGGCCAGGCGAAGCGCGCAUUACAAGCACAUAUUGCAGAUACCGAACGACGCCUUGACGAAGCCGGAAAGCUAGGAACCGCACUGGUCCACCAGCGCAAGGAACUUGCAGAACGACUGAAGGAAGUGGAAGAGCAGGAGACAGAAGGCGAACUCGCUCCCGAGUUACGCGCCAAGCUUGCCGAUAUCGAGAAGGAGUACAACGAUGUUGCGCGAGAGACUGCCAGGGCUUUCUUGCCCAAGCAGAGAGUCCCCAGCAAUGAAGCCGCUGGAGGUUCACCCUACGUCCCUGACGGAAGAAUAGGAAGACGUUCCGUCAGUCCAUCCAAAUUUGAGAAGCUCGAGAUUCAGGCCACCGGAUCGCCUAGUAAGCUCAGUGUCCCGAACCGCAAAGUUAGAAACCAGCCCGCCAAUCGCAUCCACGAUAUCGAGUUUGCCGCCGAAAUCAGCACAUCCUUGAUUGCCCAGGUUCGCAACCUCCAAUCACUCCUGUCCGAAAAGGAUGAGGAGCUUCGCGACAUCAAGGUCGACAAGUCCAAACUUGAGAUCGAGAACGAGAACUUUCAACAACGUGUUAAGACUCUGGACGAAAGCGAGAAUCGAUACAAGGACGAGAACUGGAACCUCGAGACUCAGAUCCAUGACUUGAUCGCUUCGCAAAAGGACGCCGCGGAUCGGGAGAAGAAGCUCACGCAAAGUCUCAAUGUCCUCCAGGCCGAGAAGAACUCGGCGCAGAAGGAGCUUGAUGAUGCUAAGGUCUCACUUGCCAAGCUCGCCGAGGAGCAUGAGCGAGCUGUGAAGCACCUGGACCUCGACUUGACCACCGCAAAGCGAAAUGCGGCCACGGCGGAAACCGAGAGAAAUGCCUUGCGAAGAAAGGUUGAUGACUUGAUGAGCCAGAACACGGAGCUCGCCAAGGCCAUUUCAGUCCAGCGCGGCCGCAUGUCUGAUCGCGACUUUGUUCGUGGCGUUAGCGACGAGGACUUUGAGACUGCGACGGACGGAUUUACCCCCGAGCACUCACCGCCGCCCUCGCCCAUCAAGGGUACUCCUCGCCACGCUAUGCUCGAGUCCGAGACUCUCAAGAGCUCUCUGUUGCACGCCCAGCGAACUAUUCAGAGCCAAAAGACUGUCAUUCACCGUGAGAAGACCGAGAAGCUCGAGCUUAAGCGACUCCUCCAGGACACGCGCGAUGAGUUGGAGAAGCUUCGUACUGACGCCGCCCCCGCCCCUGCUCGUCGCACCCGCAAGGUUGAGUCGCGAGAGUUCAAGAAGCCGUCCCGCGGCUUGCUCGGCGGUCACCGUAGCAGCAGGAACGAGGUCUACCAGGACGACAACGAAUGGGAAGAGGCCACCGAAAUUGGUAGCCCGAGAACUUCACCCACCAUUCGCUCCAACUCCACCGUCCGCAGACCCGGCAGCCGACCCGGCAGCAGCUACAGACCCCAAUUCACCGACGUCAGUGACGCUUUCGAGACUGCCAACGAGACUAGCGACGCUGCCUUUGAGACUGCCAAUGAGCGUGGCACGGAGACGGAGGACUUCCAGACCGGCGUGGAGGACUUCUCUGGAGGCGACGACACCGAGACUGAGACAGAAAGCCCGUCUAAGGGUCGUGAGCUGCGUCCCCAGACUCUUGUAAUGGGAGGAGGGCGGAACUCGUACGAUAGCACUGCGUCAACCUCAGCCGAUGAGGAUGAAGAGUACAUCGAGUACAGGACGCCAACGUCGCAGUACAACAACCAGCGCAUGCGUGUCAGACUUGGACGAGGAUUGAUGAAUCGCCGUUCUAGGCAGGUCAGCGAGGAGCCAAACUUCCAGAGUAGCCCUGCCAGUGCUGCUACAGGCAGCGCUACCGGAACACCACAGCCUACGGAGGGCCAAAGCUUGUUCGCAGAGCUCGGCGAGCUUGAGAACAGUGAUGCUGAGAGCAUUGAAGAGACACCAAGCCGUGCUAGAUCCGCCACCGCCGAUUCGACAUCCACCCCGGCAGUUCCCACUCUGUCUCACGACUCGGUCAACACCGGCAGCAUGACGGACCCUAUUAAGAGAGCGGCCGCAGCUUCAAGGCCCUUGAUGGUCGACUCUGGUAUGAUGACAGAGCCCAUGAUUGAGUCGCCUCCGUUGUCCCCUGUCAGUGUUGUUCACGAUGAGAAGGCCGAGUCCUUGGGAUCUAUGAUGGCCGCUGGCCAGGUCGCCCGUCACUUAUCCCAAGACGAUGCCACAGACGGAGUGCGCUCCAGACCGUUGUCUACGCUGUCGUACAGUGACUCUGGUGCUCAGUACGAUCGGGAUAUGGAGGCUAAGCUGGCACAAUUCCCAAUGCCGCCAUCUAGCCCGCAGCACUUUGUUCUGCCGCCGCCUCCUGAGCUCAGUCUGUCAUUCAUCGACGCUCAGGAUAUCGAGCCAAUUGUUGAGCCCGUGACGCCACCUCCUGCUCCAGCUCCUUUAACCAUGACAUCUCUCGUGUCAGAAAUCGUUGAGCCCGUUGCAGAGCCUGAGGUUCCGGCUCCUGUUCUGGCAUUCACUCCGCUUGUCUCGGAGAUCGUCGAGCCGAAGGCUGAACUCCCGAUCUUGCCUCCGACCCUGAGUAUCUCGACAUAUCUCUCAGAGGCGGUUGAGCCAGUGGCCGAACCUGAGGUGCCGCCUCCGGCCCUGAGUCUGUCGGCUCUUCAUGCCCACAACCUUGAGCCCGUGGCCGAGCCCGAGAUUCCCCCACCGACGCUCUCAUUAUCAGCCCUGCAUGCUCAUAACCUUGAGCCUGUUGCAGAGCCUGAGACACCACUUCCUGCUCUUAGCCUGUCGGCGCUGCACGCCCACAACUUGGAGCCGGUUGCCGAGCCCGAGGUUCCUCCCCCAGCUCUCAGCCUUUCUGCUUUGCACGCACACAACCUCGAACCCGUUGCGGAGCCCGAGGUCGUGAUCCCGGUGCCAGACCUUACCUUGUCGGCCCUCUUGUCCGAGCACAUUGAGCCCAAGGAGGAGCCUGAGACGUCCAGAUCUCUCGCGGCGAUCCCUGCUCCCAUCCCCGUGCCAAUCUCAGCACCAGCGCCAACCCUCACUCUCUCAUCAAUUGCGUCCGAGAACGUGGAGCCGCGAGAAGAGCCCGAAGUCCCUGUCGUUGUGCCCACGCUCAGUCUUUCAGCAAUCGCCACUGAGCAUGUCGAGCCCAAGGCAGAGCCUGAAGUUGUCCCACUGGCGCCAACACUCAGCCUCUCAGCGCUGUACUCUCACAACCUGGAACCUCGAGCAGAGCCCGAGGCGUUGCCUCCUGCUCUCAGCCUGUCGUCCAUCGUGGCCGAGGAUGUAGAACCCAAGGCCGAGCCCGAGAUCAUACCGGAGGUACCGGCGCUCUCGUUCUCGUCUAUUGCAGCUGAGAACAUUGAGCCAAAGGCAGAGCCUGAGGUGGUUGUGCCGGCCCCAGUACUCGGCCUCACUUCGAUUUCUUCCGAGAACAUCGAGCCCAAGGCCGAGCCUGCGCCAGCUCUUACCAUGUCUUCGAUCUCAUUCGCAAACAUUGAGCCUAUCGCAGAGCCGGCGGUGUUGCCACCAUUGCCCCCAGCCCUCACACUCUCUUCCAUCUCAUCGGAGAACAUUGAGCCCAAGGCAGAGCCUGAGAUUCCAGCUCCUCCGCCCGCACUCCUCGCGUACUCGACCAUCUCAUCUGAGCACGUCGAGCCUCGUGCUGCUCCUCAGCCUGUUCUGGACUUCUCAUCGGUGUUAUCUCAGCACGUAGAGCCCGCCAUGGCGCCAGAAACCGUGGCGCCCAAGCCCAAUUUCGGUUUCUCCACGAUCGAGUCAAUUGAGACGCAGCCCAUCUCGCCCAGAAGCCCGAAGCGGGAUGCUUUUAUUCUUCCCCGCGACAUGGAUUCGCCAUUCGAUGAGAAGGAUGCGCCAAGGACGCCGUCCAAGAAUGCUCUAAUGAGCUCCGUCUUUGGUCGGGGAAAGAACAAGGCCUCCGACAGCCUUAUUAUUGCGGAGGACGACACUCGGCAAUCGCCUACCGACGAACGUCUGUCCGAGACUCCCGAGUCUCAGCGGCCGUUCAAGGAGAUUUCAACUAACGCCACCGGCCGCCCUGCACCCAAAGUCAUCGUUCCCAUGUCGGAUUCGGGCGCUCAGACUUCCCUGACCGCUGAUGCAAUCGAUGAGAUGCUCCUCGCAAAGACCAAGGCCACGUCCGACAAGUCAUUGUCGAGCUUCGGCACCCCGAGCACUCCCGGCACCGUUCGCAUUCGCCGUCCUUCCCACGACAGCCUCAGCAGUUUCUCCACCGAGAAUAAGAUGGAUACAGCAUUCAGAAGGCCAGGAAGUGCCAACAGCAACCUCGCGCCUACUCAACCGCUACCUCCGCUCCCGCCCAAUCACAAGGAAGCCAUUGAGGCUGCGAGAACUGGAUCAUCCCAUAGUGCGGUUAUGGGCCCUCCCUUGUGGCCUGCCUCUGCCAUGAGAAACCAGCGACCACAGACUCCCAACGGCGCCGCCAGACCGCAAUCCCCGCUGUCGAUCUCGACAUCAAUGAAGGCAACGCCUGUUGCUCGCGGCACGCGCGCUGGUUCAGCGUACGGCACCGCUGAGGUUCACUCGCCGACUAAGUUGUCUACUAUGAGCAGACACUCUUCGGUGUCGUCGUUUGUCUCUGAGAUUGACCACCGUUUCAACCCUCAGGCUGAGCUGGCUGCCGCAACAGGCUUCGGUCCUAACACCGAUCCCCGUAUGAUCCAGGCCAUCACGCAAACCAUGAUUGGCGAGUACUUAUGGAAGUACACCCGCAAGGCCGGCAGGGGAGAAAUGUCCGACAACAGACACAGACGCUACUUCUGGGUUCACCCAUAUACUCGCACUCUGUACUGGAGUGACCGAGACCCGGCCACUGCCGGUCGUUCUGAGCUUCGCGGCAAGAGUGUGCCCAUCGAGGCUGUUCGCGUGGUCACUGACGAUAACCCAAUGCCGCCCGGCCUGCACCGCAAGAGUUUGAUCGUCAUCUCUCCCGGCAGAACUAUCAAGUUUACCUGCACGACUGGCCAGCGCCACGAGACGUGGUUCAACGCUCUGUCGUAUCUCCUGCUUCGCACAACCGACGAGGGUCAGUCCGAUGUCGAGGAGAUGGCCGGUGCCAUCACUCAAGCCGAUGUAGACGAGUUCAACCCGCAAUUUGGCCGUCGCACCAACUCCACGGCUCGUCCCAGGCCGCCUCCGUCUCUGUCAUCAUACAACUCACGGACAACUCGUAAUCAGUCUCCGGCAGUCGACAUGUCAAUGAACGUGCCUACGCUUACCCCGAACAAGCACUCGAUUGCUCAAGCUCAGAGACCCACCAUGGCUGGUAGGAUUAGUGGCUACUUUGGCACCUUCUCGAGUCUGAGGAGCCGCUCCGCUGCGGCCCCGACCCCAAGUAUCUACGAGGCCAGCGAGGUGCACGACAGCGCCGAAGACCUCCGAGAGAUUAUUGAGAGACAGGAUCGGGACGCCGACCGGCUCGAGAACGUGCGCGCCUGCUGCGAUGGCAAGCACGAUGUUGGUACUCUUCACCACCACCCUAAGAGGGGUCGACCUUCCGGCGCCCAUUCUCACUCUCACUCUCACUCCCAAUCUGGACCAUCAACAUCUGCCACACCCAUGAGCACCGUAAGGGCGCGAUCAUAA